Molecule: messenger RNA, 1184 nt
Organism: Durusdinium trenchii
Lineage: Eukaryota; Dinophyceae; Suessiales; Symbiodiniaceae
Source: the annotation of a GenBank genome assembly
GGGGAAUGCCAUGCUUGGUUGUGUUUGCUGUCCCACAGUCCCUUGACGCAGCAAUGUCAAACCGUAGACAGAUUGCAGAAACAUUGGCUCAAGAGAAAAGGUGUCAUGUGUCCGUUUAGUAAAUUUAUUUAGUUCAGAUGCGCCAAGCUGGGCGAGGUGAUGAGGUUUCGACUCCUCGAAGUGCCACCAGCCACAGCGUGCUUCGAAACAUUUUGAAGUCAGGGAUGUCUGAGGUGCAGGUUGUCAUCCACUCAGAGAUGGAUGAUAUUGCGAAGGAACCAUCCUUGCACAUUCCCAAACGACAAGGAGAUGAGAUGGCAUGCACAGGAUCUAAUCCAAGUAUUGAAACAAAUCCUCCAAGUUUUCAAAGCUUGGCCUGUCCGACCGAUGUGUCCAGGCAUGUGCUGUCCCAUAAUGGUUUGCAAUUGAGUGCUCGGAAGUUGCACACCUGUGCAUGUUUGAGAAUGGGCAGAUGCUGCUGUGUAGCUCUGAGUUUUUUUGGGACUUUUUGUGUUGGCAGCCGGGGUUUGCCUGGCCUUAUUUUGGCCGAGGGAUCCAACAUUGAAAUUGAGAAAACUGGAGACUGACGAGAGGGAUUUGAUGGAUUUUGUGACACUGCUGUCGGCACCAGCAUCUCACGAACAUCCUGAUGCUGUGGAAGCUUCUGCUUUGGUGUUCAUUGCAGAAGUGGAAGUCUUCAAUCCAAAUCUCUUCACCAGCGAAGCCUCAGAGGGGCACCUGGAGUUGAUAUGUCGUGGCAUGGCAGGGCCUGUCGGCGAGGGGGCCUUUCAGGCCGUAACUCUGGAACCACAUGUCACCAAGAUAGUCACGGCGAACUUGUCCGUGAAGUUGCGGGAGGAUUUCCUGACAUUGAUGCAAGCUGAAAUUGCAGCAUCCAGGUUUUCGCUUUCCUUCAGUCUUCUAGCUGCAUCUACUCUGCGCAUAUUUAGUCUUCAGCUACAAUACCAAAUGGCAUGUGAACUUGAUGUGGCUCUCUCUGCUUUAAUGAUGUCAGAGACAAGGAGCGGAGCAGUCACAGGGAAGAAUUGCUGGCACCAGCUCAGCUUGUAACCUAUGAUCUCUUCACCUGGGCUCGAAUUAGAACGUUAAAGCGUCCAAGUCCUCGAGUCUGCAGCAAUGCUGAAGAGGAACCUGUUUUCUGGUACUAAAAUGCAAAUCCGAAG